CUGCCGUGUUCUGACAGACCGGUGUCGUACGUUUUUGCAGAAUCACCAUGGCGUCUGUGUUGAAAGAGACUGCGAGCUUGUAUGAAACGUUGAAAGGCGAGUGGAACAAAAAGAACCCGAAUCUCAACAAAUGUGGUGAAAUCUUGAGCAAGCUUAAGAUAUCCCUGUUGGAGUUGAACUUCUUACCAACUACUGGGACCAAACUAACCAAACAGCAGCUUAUUCUUGCCAGAGAUGUCUUGGAGAUUGGAGCACUAUGGAGCAUUCUGAAGAAAGACAUCCCCUCCUAUGAACGCUACAUGGCUCAGCUUAAGUGUUAUUACUUUGAUUACAAAGAUGAGUUACCCGAGUCGGCCUACAGGCACCAGUUGCUGGGUCUGAACCUGCUCUUCCUGCUCUCUCAGAACAGAGUAUCUGAAUUCCACACAGAGCUGGAAAGACUGAGUGCAAAAGACAUCCAGACCAAUGUCUACAUCAGACAUCCAGUGUCAUUAGAGCAGUACCUGAUGGAGGGCAGUUACAACAAGGUCUUCCUUGCCAAAGGAAAUAUCCCUGCUGAGAGCUAUACCUUCUUCAUUGACAUUCUUCUUGACACCAUUCGAGAUGAGAUUGCAGGUUGUAUAGAGAAAGCAUAUGAACAGAUCCAAUUCAAUGAGGCUACACGGGUGCUUUUCUUUUCCACUCCGAGAAAGAUGACCGAAUAUGCCAAGAAAAGAGGCUGGACCCAGAGCCCUGAUGGAUACUACUCAUUCAGUACUCAGCAUCAUAAGACAGAGGAAGUGACCAUCCCCUCCACAGAGCUGGCUCAACAAGUCAUCGAGUAUGCAAGGCAGUUGGAAAUGAUUGUGUAGUGUGGCCAUAGCGCCUUUAGAAACAUAAAGGUUCACAUUUGUUUAUCCAAAUAUACAAAUAAGACCAUUGUACAGUGUGCUCAAUUUAGACACAGGAUGACACAACCCCAGUGAAUGGCUCUCAGAGUGAGAGGUCAGAACCCUUUGGCCUACAUGUAACCAAUUUCUACUUUCUUAUGCCUGUAAAAGAUUCUGUUCAGCUGUUAGGGUUUGAAGGUAUUCUGCUGGUGUGUCUUCUGAGUUUUCAGAAAGAUUUUUUGAAAUAAACAUAUUAAAUUUCUUUUUUGGGUAUUUACAUGCUCUAUACAACAUUUGUUUUCCUUUGCAAAGUUUGAUGGGUUUAUCGAAAGUGAGUUUUUGUAGAAAAAAAUGGAUCUGACUGGCACGAUUAUAGAUGUUGUCAGCAGCUAAAACUUAAGGGUUCAAUUAAUUACUAUACACCCUUUUGAUGCCCUUGCCUUGUAUCCUAGCAACUGAAUGAGGACUACAAAAUUUGCAGAUGUUUUGUAAUUGGCAAGUUCUUUUUUUCCUGUAAUGGGAUGAUCCCUCCUCUGAAUCAGAAAAACUGUUUAUUUCUUUGAUUUUAUUAAGAAGAAAAUGUCUGACUCUUUUAGAAUAUGAAUUCUGAAACACCAUAUAGUCAACUGCACAUCAUGUUGAUUAGAGGCAGAACCCAGUGUAUAUAGAAAAAUACCACAAGUAAUAUUUAUUACUUGAUACUAAACUGAUCAUAGGUAUGUCACUAUGCCUAUAACUCUGCUGCCGAUGUUGCUGUAGGGUCUGUUUCACGUUUAACUUAGAAGACUGAUGAGCAUAGUUGAUGUAGACCACUAAGAUUAGGAUACAUUUGCAUUCAUGUUUGUGACUGACUCGCCAUUAUCUCAAAUUUGGUGGGAGUUCUGGUUUUGUACGUUGCUGCGGAUGGUUUGUGUGCACAAGUGGUCAACAAUGAAGGGGUGCCAGCGGCCCUCAGGAUGAACUGGACGUGCUUUUAUCAUGCCUGUAUCAUUCUCAGAUUUCAGAAUACAUACACUUGCUGUGUUUUGUUUUUUGUCCCUUUUGCUUUACUUGCUUAGGUCUAGAGCAUUUCUUGAGCAAAGGAGUACGGUGAAGAGCAGUUGAGUCCUGUACAGUAGAGGAGUUUGGCUCAGCAGCUAACUGGUUCUCAGGAUGAAUGAUCCCUGAAAGCAUACUGGUGACAAACUGGGAUAACGCUUUCAUACCUUGUGGAGCACCACUUUCUUUGACUUUUCCAACAGGAAUUACCGCUGACUGUCUGGAGAAAGAGUUUUUAGGAGAAACUGUGGUGGAGCUGCCAGUUGUACUGCAUGCUGCCUGGAGAAAUGAAGGCAUUUUAUUGAUGGACAGCCUACCUAUUUUAUUAAUUAAAGAUGCAUCUGUUGGCGAAGUGAAUAGUUUUGCAGUGCUAGUUGUGCCGCUUGCAGUGUCCACAGCUGUAGUGGCAGAUUGUGGAUGCUUUCCUGAAGGUUUGUCCAGUGGAGCUUCUAUUGCUGGUGUGAAAUAGAUGGGUAGGUUUUCAGUAGUCCUGUUAACUGAUUGUGGUGCUGGAGUGAUUGUACACUCUGCAGUCUGGUCUUUGGGUGGUCCUACAUGCUGCUUUUUCAGUCCAGAUUCAGGAGGAACUUAAUAAGGAUUUGUGAUUUGGCUGGAUCUUGUGUCAUCAACCAAUUUCAAUCCUGCAGUAAGCAGUUGGUCAGCAUAGGUUGUUCUGGGUGGUUUCAGAGGUGAACCCAUGGGGCUGAGAUGUCUGUAAGCUAUUAAGACCUUUCUCUCCUGUCAUAUAUGGCUCAUCUCUUCAAAGUUCUUUUGAUGAUAAUGAAGAGUUUUUUUAAACAACAAAUUUUGUAUAGAAAACAAAAAACUGGGUAAAUCUCAUAAAGAACAUGUCCAGUUAAAUUUGCCACAAAAUCCUAAGAAAAGAAAUAAAUUAUAUUUUGCAUAAAGGUCAUUUAUCGGAGCAUAUAGAACCAUCUGACAUUUCCUUCACAGGCAAAAGAAUUAAACACUUAGUUCAUGAUAACUUAAAUAUAUGCUUUAACAAUAUUAAUUGCCAGUUUCUACAUUAAAUGAUUAUAAAUUGACAUUGACAUUAACCUGAUUUGAACAUUUAGUUAUUCAAAUCAUUAGAUUAUUUAUUCACACUUGUUUGAAAAUGAUUAAAUAAUUGGUCACUUUCUGCAUUUUCAAAUAAACACGAAAUAUUAGACAGAGGAUUACUUACCAGGAGUCAAUGUAAGGAAAGUUUAGUGAUUGAACAGCUGAACUUUCCCUAGUGGGUCCACUUGUUUUCACCUUCAGAGUUUGAUAUAUUUAUUAUCUGUGUUUGCUGUGGUGCAUCACAUGUUUUCUUGCACUUCAGCGUGUUGGGUUUAAGUAGAGCUGUAUUUUCAGGUACAGUGUGUGCGGUCUAAUAAAAGAUGCAUUUGUUAGCACAGACUUUAACCUUUCCUCUCUCUGAUCCUGUUGGGAGUCUGUGACACUCCUGUUCUGCCCGCUCCGUACGGACUCAAACCGGCGUCUCCGGCGUGGGAGGCGGGUGCGCUAACAAG
Messenger RNA from Myxocyprinus asiaticus (Chinese sucker), 3421 nucleotides. It is a transcript of the gene psmd8, whose product is annotated as proteasome 26S subunit, non-ATPase 8. The transcript is spliced from 7 exons. Gene Ontology annotation, biological process: proteasome-mediated ubiquitin-dependent protein catabolic process. Gene Ontology annotation, cellular component: proteasome regulatory particle, lid subcomplex; proteasome regulatory particle; nucleus. NCBI's taxonomy places the organism in Eukaryota, Metazoa, Chordata, Actinopteri, Cypriniformes, Catostomidae. Bases 48 to 851 code for a protein of 267 amino acids. The record is from RefSeq and is a predicted model, not a curated record.